Molecule: messenger RNA, 678 nt
Organism: Priceomyces carsonii
Lineage: Eukaryota; Fungi; Ascomycota; Pichiomycetes; Serinales; Debaryomycetaceae
Exons: 1
Coding region: 1-678 (225 amino acids)
Source: RefSeq, a predicted model, not a curated record
AUGGCCACUACCGAUCCUUUCAUAGAGAAGGCCAAUCGUUUUGAAGCUAAGGUGAAGCGCUUGAUAAAUAGCUUCCAAUUUAACCCGAGUGAAGAAAGGAGCUGUGACACAUCAUUACUCUAUCUAUUGCUACAUUCAAAUGUCGAUUGCACGUAUGAUGAAAUAUCUGAAAUCUUGCUGCUCGAUAUGUCCAACAGUACUCACCAAAUUCUUUUCAACAACAUAAAACUGCUGGUUCAUUCGGUUGCAAAGGAGAUUUAUUUUUUUACUGGACUUUCAAGCUUAUGUGAAAUUAGUCUCACUGACAUUAAAGAAACUUGCUAUGUGUUAGCAGCUUCCUUCAAAUUGGUUUUUUUUGCCCCAGUUAUUAAAAAGAUUUCUUGCAUACGACCUCCUUCUAUCGGAAGCGGUACAGACACCAGUAUGAUAUUGGAAGAUACACUUACCGCUAUGGCCAACGGGACGAGCUACGAUGCUUUAGUUUCACUAGCAGGCACGCUAUUUACAAGGGCAAAGUCGCAAGAUAGGAAUGACACCCUCGUUGGUUCUAAGGGAGACUCAAAGGAUUAUGAAGAGGUUAUAUAUUUUGUCAGCUUAUUUAACCAAAUGUGGAUCAUUGCACUAAUGUUGAAAAAAGAAUACAAAACUGUCGUGCAAGAGAAUACAUAUCGAAGAUGA